This is a messenger RNA of Aspergillus homomorphus CBS 101889, 2128 nucleotides long. Its product is annotated as BAR and SH3 domain-containing protein. Gene Ontology annotation, molecular function: protein binding; lipid binding. Gene Ontology annotation, cellular component: Rvs161p-Rvs167p complex; mating projection tip; actin cortical patch. Lineage: Eukaryota; Fungi; Ascomycota; Eurotiomycetes; Eurotiales; Aspergillaceae. Gene Ontology annotation, biological process: endocytosis; actin cortical patch localization; plasma membrane tubulation. The coding region runs from base 239 to 2095 and encodes 618 amino acids. The record is from RefSeq and is a predicted model, not a curated record. The transcript has 4 exons.
CAACAACCAUGCGUCAUCUUCAACUGUCUCUUGUCUAGCUGGCUUGUUCUCUUUUUCAUUUCUGCUUAUGUUUAGGAAGAGUAAUUCCCCCCCUUACUCCGUCCUCACUUUCAUCCUUAUUGCAGUUCUUAUCCACCAGCCAGCCUGGAUGGCCAGUCGGUGACGCUCUCCUUCAUUCCCCUCGUUCCACUUCCAUCUCCUCCCCUCUUUUUGACCCCUUGAGGGGCCACGCGGCACCAUGCAGUCCAUGCAAAGACAAUUCGGUCGCUUCAUGAAGCGAUCCGCCGAUGAGAGCCAGGUGGCCAUUCUUCUCAAAGACUUUGAGGAAGCCGACAAGCUUCUUGGCCGAAUCAUCGAAUUCACCAGCGCAUGGCGCGAUGCCUGGUCCUCCCUCCUGAUCCACCAGAAUCGCAUGCUGGCCGAAUUCAACGCUCUCUAUGCUCCCAUCCUCGGGUCCUCCGACUCUGCCACCGACAACAAAGCAGUCCUGACUCCGCGCGAGACCCUGGCUCGGACAAAUAAGCUUCGGGACCAGUAUGAGGAGCUCCGGAGAGAGUUAUUGGCCGAUAUCACCGCCGUCGACGAACGCAUGAUCAAGCCAGCCACCCAGGCCAGAGAGUACUUGACUCCCAUGAAGAAGACCAUCAAGAAGCGCGACGAUCGUAAGCUGGACUAUGAACGUCAUCAGAGCCGCGUGGAUAACUACACCAAGAAGACCAAGCGGUCGGAUCGCGACAAUGCCGCCCUGGUCAAGGCCGAGGGCGACCUCGCCAAGGCGACAGAGGACUAUAACGCUGCCGACGAGCAUCUCCGGCACUGUCUCCCGCCUCUCAUCGCUGCCGCAUUCUCUCUGCUCCCCCGUCUUCUGGCCGCCCAGAUCGAGCUCCAGAACACCAUGCUAGCCCAUUAUUACACUGUGGUCAUGGAGUACAGCCAGGACGAACAAUUCCCGGUCCCCGCCCCACCCAUGGAGCAUAUCGUCGAAGACUGGGAACGCGCCCAUCUCCCGGUCCAGCAGGAAGUCGAAAGCUUCGCCAGCAUCGCCAAUGGCAAGACUGUUCGGAUGUCUCCGGUGGACGAACACCAGCGCAACGGCCAUAGUAUCAUCAGUCGCCCUGCAAACCUAAUAUCGAGUUACUGCCGCUCACCUAGCGCUCACGAAGAAACUCCGCCCCCUAAGCCGCCACGGCCAGUUUCACCCAAUCCCGCAGCUGUUCAGCGGAAGCUCCCACCACCGGCGCCCCCUGCAGCUCAGCAAAAGCUUCCUCCCGUGCCACCACCACCUGUCUACGAUACCAAGCCUCUACCCAACCUCGAAACGAAGCCGAAACCAAUCCCCAGACCGAAGCCACAGCUAUCGAGCAUGCCGUCUACCGCCUCGACGUCGUCUCUCAACCUACCGUCGGGCUCGAGUCAUCAUCUCUCCCCGCAAGCACCAGUACCGCAGACUUCCGCCUCGUCCCCCGCAGGCGAAUCCUACGUCUCCGCCACCGAGUACAUCCGCUCCCCGUCCCCGGGACUUUCCUCCGUUGCUUCUCGAGCAGACUACUUCAGUCGAAACAGCAACCAUAAUCAGUAUACGUCACCGCCGCCUGCCUCCGCUGCUGCAGCGGUGUCCCCCGGUAUUUCGUCCGUCGCGGCUCGAGCAGAUUACUUCAGUCGGUCCAGCAGUAAUCCGCAGAAUCAGUCUUUGUCUCCUGCGGCGGCGGCCGCCGCCUCUUCCUUAUCCCCUGCGACGGCAGCUAUGUCGCCCGGUCUCUCGUCCGUUGCUUCCCGUGCAAACCACUUCAACCGCUCCAGCAGCAGCAACCGACAGCCAUCUCCCUCGCCGUCGCGUCCAGCAGUGUCCCCUGGGGCGAGUACGCUGCUAGCGGGCAAGAAGAAGCCGCCUCCGCCUCCGCCGCCCCGAGCGCAUUCCCAGAACGCGCUGUUCGUGACGGCGCUGUAUGACUUCGGGGGCCAAGGGCAGGGGGACUUGUCGUUCCGCGAGGGCGAUCGGAUCCGUGUUUUGAAGAAGACGGAGAGUACGGAUGAUUGGUGGGAGGGAGAGUUGCGGGGGGUGAAGGGGAGUUUCCCGGCCAAUUAUGUGGAGUGAUCGAUUGGAACCGAGGUUAGUAAUCAAGAGCCC